Molecule: messenger RNA, 570 nt
Organism: Coffea eugenioides
Lineage: Eukaryota; Viridiplantae; Streptophyta; Magnoliopsida; Gentianales; Rubiaceae
Product: glycine-rich cell wall structural protein 1-like
Exons: 3
Coding region: 1-570 (189 amino acids)
Source: RefSeq, a predicted model, not a curated record
AUGGAUAUAUAUGGAGGUGCCGAUGGUGGUGCUGGAAUUGGAGGAGGUGCAGGUAGUGGUGGUGCUGCUGGAGGCGGCGUUGGAGGUGCUAAUGGAGGAGCUGGAGUUGGAGGAGGUGCAGGUGGUGGUGGUGCCGCUAGAGGUGGCGCUGGAGGAGGUGUAGGUGGUGGUGCUGGGGCUGGAGCUAGUGUUGGAGGAGCAGGUGGUGGUGGUGGAGUUGGAGGCAGUGCAGGUGGUGGUGCUGGAGGUGGCAUUGGAGGAGGUGCAGGGGGUGGAGCUGGUGGAGGAGUAGGUGGUGGUGUAGGUGGUGGGGCUGGUGGAGGUGUAGGAGGAGGAGCCCGAGGAGGCGUUGGCAAAGGUGCUGGAGGUGGGGCCGGUGGCGGAAAAAGGGGUGGAGCAGAUGGUGGCUUUGGGAAAGGUGGAGGUAUAGGAGGUGGUGCAGGUGGUGGUUUUGGGGCUGGAGGAGGUUUUGGUGGAGGGCAUGGGGGAUUUGGUAAGGGUGGAGGAGUUGGCGCGGGCGGUGGAUUCGGAGGCCGGACUAGUCCUAGAAUUGGACGUCGCAAAUUGUGA